CAAACACGACAAUAACAACAACUGUAUCUUGUACAAUCCACAGCCCCACCUCGGACAGGCCAGCAGCACAACCCCACUCGGCGCGAUGGCAAACCCAUACGCGGCCUACUCGGCCUCGGGUCCCUCGUCGUCGUCAGGCCCCUCGUCAUCGCGAGCUCCCCAGGGCCAGCAACUCGGCGUCACUCGAUCGCGUACCCUCUUCUACCUCUCGGUGCGCGACAGCUCAACGUUUAGCUCGAACCGGGGGUCGCGUAUAGCUGCCGCGCAGUAUGGCGACACGGUCGAUGUCGCGGACGACGAGCAGGGCCGCUUGCUGGGCGGCUCUCACCGCGUCGACAUGAGCGACCUCCCUCCUAAAUGGGUUGAUAUCACCGACGAAGUCGAGGAGAUUCUAUCGCGCGUGCAGUCCAAGGUCACGGCACUCGACAAGCUGCAUGCCAAACACGUCCUGCCUGGCUUCAACGACCGAUCCAAGGAAGAAGCCGAGAUUGAGCGGCAGACGGCAGACAUCACGAGGGACUUUCGACGGUGCUCGUCUCUCGUUGGGUCCAUCAGCGCCGGCCCACGGGCAACACGCGCUGAGAGUGUCACCGCGGCCAAUGCCCAGCGCGGCCUGGCACAAAAGGUGCAGGAAGCAUCGGGGCAGUUCAGGAAGAAGCAGCGAGUGUACAUGCAAAAACUCCAGGGCCACGCCAUCAAGAACAAGGACUUGCUGGCGGCGAGCGGCGCGAUCACAUUACGAGGCACCGAUGGGUUGGACGAGCUCGCCGAGGACGAGGAGGCGACCCGCAACCUGCAGUCCCAGUCUCAGGCCCAGACGCAAUCCCAUGUCGCGCUCGACAUUACACAACGGUCAAACGAGGUGCAGCAGAUUGCCCAGUCGAUAGCCGAGCUCGCCGAGCUCUUCCGCGACCUGGGCAACCUCGUCGUCGAGCAGGGCACUGUGCUCGACACGGUCGAGUACAACGUAAUGGAGACGAGCCGGUCGAUGGAGCACGCGGUCGAGGAGCUCAAGACGGCGCAGCGGUAUCAGUCCAACACUGGCCGGCGGCGGUGUAUCCUGCUGUUGAUUCUUAUCAUUGUCGGGCUGGUCAUCGUGCUCAUUUACAAGCCGCGGCGGCAUGCGGCACCCUCCGAGCCAAUUACGAGCGGGGCGCCUGAUGCGGAGAGCGCAGUCGACGACGCGGCCGACGUGUACAACGACGACGACGGCUUCCACGAGGUCGGCGACCCCUCGGCGUCCUUGCCGGGCUGGCACGACCGGCCCACACCGACGACCACGGUGGCGACGGAUUCCGCGAUAGACUGGACGCGGCCGGCUGGUGGCCGCCCGCACAAGUUCCCCACCGGCGACGACGAACUGAUCGACUACAGGUUGUAGCUUUACGCCUUGCACCCCAUAUUGCAUAUACUAGACCAUGCCAUGCAUUGCCACAUUAGACGA
Molecule: messenger RNA, 1444 nt
Organism: Vanrija pseudolonga
Lineage: Eukaryota; Fungi; Basidiomycota; Tremellomycetes; Trichosporonales; Trichosporonaceae
Gene: tlg2
Product: t-SNARE affecting a late Golgi compartment protein 2
Exons: 6
Coding region: 86-1381 (431 amino acids)
Biological process (GO): vesicle fusion; vesicle-mediated transport; intracellular protein transport
Cellular component (GO): endomembrane system; membrane; SNARE complex
Molecular function (GO): SNARE binding; SNAP receptor activity
Source: RefSeq, a predicted model, not a curated record